GCGGCGGCGUCCCGGGAGCCCCGCCACAGAUCGCCGCCAAGGCACCCGGAGCGGCUCGGCGCGUGCGCGCAGUUGCUCCGGAAGUGACGCAACCGGAAGGGCUGCCGGCGCUGUGCGAUGGCCCAGGAGGCGGUUGCGCGACCGCGGGAGGAAACCUUGUCAUUCUGGAAACGGGAGCAAGCCCUGCUGAAAGCCCGCGUCGUGGACUGGGACACGGAGGCGUGGCAGCGGGAUCCCGCCUUCCCCGGGCUGCACAGGGUCGGGGGCGUGGAUGUGUCCUUUGUGAAGGGCGACAGUAUCCGAGCCUGCGCCUCCCUGGUGGUGCUCAGCUACCCUGAGCUCGAGGUGGUGUAUGAGGACUGCCGCAUGGUCAGCCUGACGGCCCCCUACCUGUCAGGCUUCCUGGCCUUCCGAGAGGUGCCCUUCCUGGUGGAUGCUGUACAGCGGCUGCGGGAGAAAGAGCCCAGCCUCGUGCCCCAGGUCCUCUUUGUGGAUGGAAAUGGGGUGCUCCAUCCUCGAGGCUUCGGGGUUGCCUGCCACCUCGGUGUCCUCACAGGCCUGCCCUGCAUCGGGGUGGCCAAGAAGCUGCUGCAGGUGGACGGGCUGGAGAACAACGCCCAGCACAAGGACAAGAUUCGCCGCCUGCGGGCUGGGGGAGACUCGUUUCCUCUGAUGGGAGGCUCUGGGGCCGUCUUGGGUGUGGCCCUGAGGAGCCACGAGCACAGCACCAAGCCCCUGUACGUCUCCGUGGGCCACAGGGUGAGCCUGGAGGCGGCCGUGCGCCUAACCCACAGCUGCUGCAGGUUCCGCAUCCCGGAGCCGGUGCGCCAGGCUGACAUCCGCUCCCGAGACCACAUUCGCAGGAGCCUGGGAGGCCCUGGGCCCCAGCAGGAGAGCAGGAGCCAGGAAGCACGGAGGCCAAAGGUGGGCCCCGAGCGAGGCCCCGAAGAGCGUCCCGGUGAGGGCAGGGCCCCUGAGGCCCGUAGUCCAGGCCCCAGGACACACACAAAAGCUCCCGGCCCAGGUGCCCAGGAGCAGUAGGGCGAGGGCUGGGCCGAGCGGUGCUGGACCCCCUGGCGACAGGCCACCUGCCACCUGCUCUGGCCUCAGAACAGUUACUGCCCCUGGGGCUCCUCUGUGGGGACGGCCCCCGAGCCACAAGUUGGGUGCUCGGACUCUGAGGCCCCAGAACGCUGUGCGCUGCCUCCUGCUACAGGGCAGGGGCAGGUGGGCACUGCACACCCGAGACCUGGAAAGCACUGGACGGCCGUCCCAGCAGCUGCCCGAGGGGGCUCGGUGGAGGCCAGGCGCUUUUCCGGAGCUGCCGCACCCAGAGUGCGCAGAGUGGACGCCCGAGGCUGUGCCUCCGAACGUUUCCGGUUUUGCCUCUAAACCAAGCCCCGCCCUGUGGCCUCACAGAGGGGCUUCAGCGGAGACCUGGGAGGGUCCAGGUUGGGGCGGCCACCAUCAGGCCGGGCCCCUGGCUGCCCUGCCUGCCUUCCAGCUGCCAGGAGGGUGGAGCACAUCUCAGCCUGGAGAGGGCCUGCAGUGGGGGACAAGCAGGGGCGGUCCGGGCACCCGACGUGGCUGGCACCGGUGCCCGAGGGGCUGCAGGUCAGGGCCUGGGAGGGUGGGUGGCCCGUCUGCACUGGGUCCGAGGGCGAGAAUUCUACCCUGUCCCUGCCGGCAUGGCGCCCUCCCCAUGCCAGCCCCUCACCCAGAGGCCUUCUGUGGGGAAACAGCGCUGCCCUGGCCACUCUGAGUGUGCCCCCCACACCGCUGCCGCCCCCAGUCUGACACCUGCCUGUUCACCCUGCAGCCCCUCCCCUGGCUCCCGUGGAACCUGCAUCUCCUCAGGAGCACUCACUCCCACCCCCGAGAGGGAGCCCUAGACCACGCCCCUCGGGGCCCACCCACCCAGCUCCUUCCAGACCCCCUGCCUGGCUCCCCGAACCACAUGGGGGGCAGCUCUGGAGGGUACCUGGCUGGGCCUGACCACCUCCUACCGACUGGUGUCCGCGAAGCUGGGCCUCAUGUGGGUGCUCGGAGAAGCGGGGCCAUUGAGGCCAGGGUCGGUCGCCACCAGUAUGCAGGGCCGAGACAGCUGCUGGUGAUAAGGAAGAGACCAGAAGGUUAAGUGGUCCUUCCACCCACCAAGCCCCGCUCGCUGCCGCAGCACGUGACAGAACUGGAACUGCACGUUUCCCCGUUGGGGUCCCCCGUGCCCCUCGCCCCCCCUGCAGUGAGGAGGAGGCCGGCAUCUGGAGAUGGGUGUGCAGACCUGUGAGCUUACCUGAGUAGGGUUUUUUCCUGUAGGAGAUUAAAGUCACAUGAGAAUGACCACUUGAAAUCCAGUUUGUAGGUGUGCAGUUGAGUGGUUUUCUGUGCACUCAGGGUCUGGUGCGGCCAUCAGCACUCGGGCCCAGAGGCCCACUAGGACCAGGGCGGGAAGCUCCCUUCUCCCCUCCCACCUGCCCCGGCAGCCACUGUGGCCCUCGGCCUCUCCAGAUUUGCCCACUCUGGGUGCCACCCCUCUGUGCACCCUCAGCGUGGCCACGGGCCGGCGCCGCAGUUUCACAGACAAGGAGUAACGCCAUCGCGUGGGUGCACCGAGUCUUCUCGAGGGGGUUUCUCUGCGGGGCUGUUGUGAACAGUGCUGCAUCUGAGCGUGUGCGCAGUUCUUGGGGGUUUGUGCAGGAGUUUCUGGCUCUAGGGGGCUGUGUGACUGCAGCCCUGUCCCCAACACCCCUGUCACCUGUCUGUGGUCUGGGUCCCUCGUUAAUAGUUGUGGUUCCCGCCUCCCUGAUGACCAGGGAGGCCAAGCCCUUUUCACGUGCUGUGCCUGUUGCUCCUCCCCCCUCCCCCUCCCACCCU
Artibeus jamaicensis (Jamaican fruit-eating bat) is the source of this 2874-nucleotide messenger RNA. It is a transcript of the gene ENDOV, whose product is annotated as endonuclease V. The record is from RefSeq and is a predicted model, not a curated record. Gene Ontology annotation, cellular component: cytoplasm; nucleolus. The transcript has 9 exons. Gene Ontology annotation, molecular function: single-stranded RNA binding; RNA endonuclease activity producing 5'-phosphomonoesters, hydrolytic mechanism. Bases 118 to 1041 code for a protein of 307 amino acids. Gene Ontology annotation, biological process: DNA repair. NCBI's taxonomy places the organism in Eukaryota, Metazoa, Chordata, Mammalia, Chiroptera, Phyllostomidae.